Molecule: messenger RNA, 3801 nt
Organism: Verticillium alfalfae VaMs.102
Lineage: Eukaryota; Fungi; Ascomycota; Sordariomycetes; Glomerellales; Plectosphaerellaceae
Exons: 2
Coding region: 1-3801 (1266 amino acids)
Source: RefSeq, a predicted model, not a curated record
AUGUCCGGUCUCCCGUCAGGCUGGGAAUCCGACUACAACGGGAGCCGCUGGUUCUAUCGCUACAAACCCACGGGCCAGAUCCAGUUUCACUUUCCCCAAGAUGGCGACGAGUUUCCCGACUUUGUCGACGCCUACGCGCCCGCACCCGACCUGGCACCGGAGGAGAAGCUCGAGAGCCAGCAGCAGGUCAAACGGAAGACGGAGCCCCCCGAGAAUAACGAAAAGGGACCCGGAAAGUCGUUGAUGCGCGCGACGGCUGGACCAUCGGGUGGAGGCUUAGUCUCUGGGACCAAGCCCUCUCGGGAUGGUGCGGGGAAGCAACAACUGAGUCCUACCGAUGAUGACGACAACGGCGGCGAGUUCUACUACCAACCCGAGAGCUUCAUGUUUCUUGGGCCUGGUGCGUACAGUGACGUGAGCCCGCUGGGCGAAGAAGAUGACCGAGUGGACGCUGGUGCAAAACCUCCUGAGAAGGGGAAGCGCAAUGAGGACGAAAUUGCAAAGGUCAAGUCAGAGGACAGCCAACCAUCCCGUUUGAGCUCCAAGGUAUCACCCAUACAAAGCGAAUCUACCACACCGCUCGUGGUCCACAGCACCCCGUUUGCUGGCGAUUUAACAGCGGCCAAGCCGAGCAUUGAGACGACACCGCCUGCUGCUGUUGCCGAGCCUCUGUCGGCCGCAUCACCAACAGUUCCGUUGCUAGAUUCCCGCGAAAUGCCGCAUGAGCUACCCGCAAGCUCCCCAUGGAGCCCAGUCGGGGUGGUGGCUGAAAUGCCUACCGAACAUACAGCACAGGCGCGUAUUGAGACUCAUCCCGACCCAGUGGAGAUAGGGGACAGUGCUGUUCUCGCGCCCAUAGAAACACACAUGGAUGUGGGGAUUGCUGAACUUCCUGAACAUACCACGCCCACCGACAGGAAGCCAUAUCACCCAUACGCGCCUCCAGUGGCCGCUAGUACUGCCGAGCGCCCCCAUCUUGAGCAGAGAACACCCAGCUCCCAAAGCCAAGAUCGCCGUGUCUCUUUGAUUCGCGAAGGAUCGCUGAUGUUAGGGCCACGCGAGCCGGCAAGGGUCCAGUCCGAAAAUGUACCAACUGUGCUCCAGCCUCCGCAGCUACCUCCAAAAGUUGAGGAGCAGCCUCGAUCACACCCCUCACAAGCCCCUGUUGGCAGCAACACUGUGCCUCAUCACAUCGCAUUUGCCGCCCGCGAGCAGACGCGAGCCCAGACGAACGAGAGUGGAGCAUCAUCGGAAAGAGCUGCCGCAAUCUCAUUGAGCCAUGUGCCCUCCGUGUUGAAACCCGCGCGAGGCAAGAUGGUAGAGCGGAGCAGCACUGAAAACCAACGAGGUCAUACGGACAACCCACCGCGUAUUGGUCAAAUCCACCAUACGACGACAAUGGACGUUGAUCCGCAACCAGCUUUGGGGCCACGGCCAUGGGUUCAGAGAGUGAGCACGGCGCCUCCUGGUCAGCAACUACAGUCACCACCUUCAUCUAGCACUUCCUGCACAAAUGACUUUAGCACACCAUCCCCGCAGCCUCCAAGGUCCUACGAACCGUCACAAAGUCGCAACUGGUCCUCCGAGUCGCUGGCGUACCAACGCCAAGUGGUCUCGUCACCCCAAGGAAGGCUACCGCGACAGCAAUCAUUCGCGUCCAGCGACGUCUCAUCCCUCGGACCAUCAUCCAGUCGCCAAUCAUCGAUAAGCAACCUUCAGACACCAUCCCCCCCUGACAGCCUUCAGCGCCGGUCAUCCAACAUAUCAGGAUUUUUCUCCGACGUGAAUUUAGGGGAGGAACGCUCCAUGAAACCAACCUCAGCAUUAAGUGGCGUGGCGAUGGAGCCCUUUCCAUCCUACGCGCCCCUUGUACGGGAGCCUGUCACGCGGCCUGCUUCUUUCGCCGGAUCAUCAUCUUCCCCCACCCACAUUCCUCAGAAUUCGUCCGAUGGUACCGCACCAAAACCUCCGAAGAUUCCGCUCAAGAUUCCCUUGGAGCAUAAGACCGAUCAAGUUAACACCGUGCUUUCCUCCUCAGCAGCACAAACUAGCGGCAAUGCGAAUGUACAAUGGCCCGUAGGACAACAGCUACCAAACGCAAGUGCAUCUCUUCAGAGACGGCCGAAUGAUCCGCAACGCCAAGGAACAACUCGUCGCCACUCUAUGCCACAAGAGCAGACGUCACCUCCCCAGCAGCAUCUAGAUCUCUCUUACAGUUCCCAUGGAGUUGUUGGUGAAGGCGCUCUCUCACAUCCUCUUGGCAACCCUCAAGAUCAGAAUCCGCCAUCUGCCCCAUUUCACUGGACCAUUCCUGGCUUGGGAUCUAGGUCAAACUCUCAGCCUUCCACACACGACAGUGGUAUUCGGCAAGGGGGCUCCUUUGCUCCUGAGAUAACCUCGAUGGAGCCCACGCGACCAUCUGAACGACCCCAACGACCCCUAGCGGGCACAAACGCGCAGCAGCCAUCGCGUUCGAACGCGUCGAUAUCGGUGUCAACUCCGGGACACGCUCUUCUUCCAAUCCAGGAGCAACCAGAGAGCGAUCAGGGCCGCUCGUCUUCCCAACCCGUGAUACCUAUAUCUAGGCAACUGCCCGUUCCCCUACCACUGCCUGGCCAAUUUGACAGAGCUGCGACUACUCUUCCGGUACUGCAACAACCUCCGCCUCAAGUUCGCCCAGUCACUACAGCAGAUUAUGGACGUCAGACCGCAACUGUACUGUCGGCUCCGAAGCCAGGGAUGCAGUCGCAAGGAACAUUGCCAAAAGUGGGAAGUCAGCAGUAUGUGAUGAUGGAACCACCCCCUCCUCUCCAGCACCAUCAAAGAUCUUACUCGAGUCCUCUAGGGGUUGUUGGGCCCGCAAUGGACAAAGAAAAGGAGAAGGAAAAGGGCGGCUGGUUCUCCAAGUUUAAGAAGGGCUCGCAAAAGUCUGCCGUUCUUCAGAAGCAGCCAUAUCCCGCUGCACAGAUGCAACACCUUCAGUUUGCUCCCCAGCAGGCACAGCAGCAGCCUCUGCAAUCGCAACGCCGCUCCGAGGAAAUGUUGCCCCAGCAUCACCAGAAGAUGCCGUUUAAUGCACAAGCCAUUGGGCAGACUCCCCACAGCCAGCAAAGCGCCGUGCGGUCACAGCCAGGUCCCAUUCGGGGCGUCGACGCGCAUACGGCCGGCUUGCCCGCCUUAACUCAAAUGCGAGUUCCUGAUCCGCAGGGCCUCUUGGUUCGAUCAUCUUCAGACACCAUCAGAGAGUCAUCGGUUGUCCCUCCCACAUCUCUAAAAACAGAGGCGGCGUAUCCACAAGCGCUUGCUGCUGCUGAAUCGGAUCUGUCACGCACCUCGUCGCACUCCUACGCUCCCUUACUGGAUCGACAAGCGUCGGUAGCAUCGAGCUACGCGGCUUCGAUCUCGACGGUGGAUAUCGCCGAGGCCUAUGCGCAGCCCAUCAUGAAGCCGCAGCUCAUCACCGUGCAGAGAGCGACGACGGCGCCCUUACAACAGUCUCCACAACAACAACAACAACCAAGGGCAAAUGCUGGGCCGAGUCUGGUGUGGUCAGAGGAGUCCCAAGGGUACUUCCCGGCACAGCAAGUGCGGCAAGAGAUCUCACAGCCGCAGGUUGCCCAGCAGCCGGCUGCGGCGGGACAGUUGGCUCCCUCGCCGCACAUCGCAUCGAAUCAUCAACACGUUGGGGUACCAGGAUCGUCUACACAGCCGCCACCACCACAAAGGGGCAAUAGCAAAUGGACGAAGCGACCUGCUGCAGAUUACUCAGGCGGAGAUUGGGGGGACGAUACGUGGAAAUGA